UUCCCUUGAACCAAUCCGCAGUUGGGCACGCACUCACGUAGCUCUGAAAUACAGAAACCUUUCAAAUAGUUCCCUUAUAGCUAAGUAGACCAAAAAAAAGAGAGAUGAGCCCAAUCACUGCGGAAGACAAGCUGAACUACAUAAAGUCCAAAGUGGGCGAGUAUCCAAACUUUCCAAAGGAGGGCAUUUUAUUCCGCGAUAUUUUUGGAGCACUGACCGAUGCAAAGGCCUGUGUUUAUCUGAGGGAUCUGUUGGUGGAUCAUAUUCGGGAAAGUGCGCCCGAGGCGGAAAUCAUCGUGGGACUGGACUCACGGGGCUUCCUCUUCAAUCUUCUCAUAGCCACUGAGUUGGGUAUUGGAUGCGCCCCAAUUCGUAAAAAGGGAAAACUAGCAGGAGAAGUAGUCUCCGUGGAAUACAAAUUGGAGUAUGGUAGUGACACCUUUGAGAUGCAGCGUUCCGCAAUCAAGCCUGGUCAAAAAGUUGUAAUUGUUGAUGACCUAUUGGCCACAGGUGGUUCCCUAUUCGCUGCCGCCGAAUUGAUCCGAAAAGUAGGUGGAGUUGUCGUGGAGAGUCUGGUAGUAAUGGAACUGGUUGAGCUGGGGGGUCGCAAGAAACUGGAUGGAAAAGUACAUUCCCUCAUCAAGUACUGAAAGUUAUUCAAAUUGUGACGAAGACCUUCCACAUUUGCAUUUACCUAUUACCUCUUAAUGUUAACAUUUAAUAAACCAGAGGCACUUUUUACAAUGGAA
Molecule: messenger RNA, 749 nt
Organism: Drosophila ficusphila
Lineage: Eukaryota; Metazoa; Arthropoda; Insecta; Diptera; Drosophilidae
Gene: Aprt
Product: adenine phosphoribosyltransferase
Exons: 3
Coding region: 105-650 (181 amino acids)
Biological process (GO): adenine salvage; AMP salvage
Cellular component (GO): cytoplasm
Molecular function (GO): adenine phosphoribosyltransferase activity; AMP binding; adenine binding
Source: RefSeq, a predicted model, not a curated record